AUGGCGCAAAUUCAUGUUCAGUAUCAGGCGCCAAUUUCCGGGCCAAACGGAGUUGCUCCCAGACUUGGGGGACCGCAGUUUAUGCUGACUUCUCUCUAUGUUGGGGAUCUUGAUGCUUCUGUUACCGAUGAGCAACUCUUCCAAACCUUUAGCCAGGUGGCUCAGGUCGCCUCAGUAAGAGUUUGUCGGGACUUGGCUACCGGUCGCUCUCUCGGCUACGGCUAUGUCAACUAUAACAAUCCUCGUGAUGCGGCUAGGGCAUUGAAUCUACUUAAUUUCACUCCACUGAAUAACAAGCCUAUUCGCAUUAUGUAUUCUCAGCGAGAUCCUAGUCUUCGUAAGAGUGGCACUGCAAACAUAUUUAUCAAGAACUUGGACAAGUCUAUCGACCACAAAGCAUUACAUGAUACAUUUUCUUCAUUUGGCAACAUUCUUUCGUGCAAGAUUGCUACUGAUGGUUUUGGCCAGUCUAAAGGCUAUGGUUUUGUACAAUUUGACAAUGAAGAAUCUGCUCAAAAUGCUAUUGAUAAAUUAAAUGGCAUGUUGAUUAAUGACAAGCAGGUCUAUGUUGGACCUUUCCUUCGUAAGCAGGAAAGAGACAGUGCUCUAGAUAAGACUAAAUUUAAUAAUGUUUUUGUGAAAAAUCUUUCCGAGUCUACGACAGAUGAAGACUUAAAAACAAUCUUUGGCGAGUAUGGUGAUAUUACUAGUGUUGUAGUUAUGAGGGAUGCAGAUGGGACGUCAAAGGGUUUUGGAUUUGUCAACUUUGAACAUGCUGAUGCUGCUGCUAAAGCUGUUGAAGCUCUUAAUGGAAAGAAGUUGGACGAAAAAGAGUGGUAUGUUGGAAAAGCCCUUAAAAAGUCUGAAAGAGAGCAUGAGCGAAAAGCCCAAUAUGAGCAGACUUUGAAGGAAGCUGCUGAUAAGUUACAGGGUUUGAAUUUAUACAUUAAAAACUUAGAUGAUAGUAUUGGUGAUGAAGCGUUGAAGGAACUUUUUUCUGAGUUUGGUACCAUUACUUCAUGCAAGGUUAUGCGUGAUCCUAGUGGAAUUAGUAAGGGCUCUGGGUUUGUGGCCUUCUCAACCCCUGAAGAAGCAUCUCGUGCUCUUGCUGAGAUGAAUGGUAAAAUGGUUGUUAGCAAACCGCUUUAUGUGGCGCUUGCGCAGAGGAAAGAAGAGAGAAGAGCAAGGCUACAGGCUCAGUUUUCUCAGAUGAGGCCACUUGCUAUUUCUUCUGUCUCUCCUCGAAUUCCAAUGUAUCCUUCUGGUGCUCCAGGUCUUGGACAACAGUUUUUAUAUGGGCAAGGACCUCCAGCUAUCAUUCCUCCGCAAGCUGGUUUUGGUUAUCAACAACAACUGGUUCCUGGAAUGAGGCCUGGUGGACCCCCUGUGCCAAAUUUCUUUGUUCCUAUGGUACAGCAAGGUCAGCGACCAGGGGGAAGACGAGGAGCUGGUCCAGUGCAACAGACUCAGCAACCAGUGCCAUUGAUGCAACAGCAAAUGCUGCCCAGGGGACGUGUCUAUCGUUACCCCCCUGGUCGCAUGAUGCCUGAAGGUCCAAUGUCAAAUGUUCCCGGUGGCAUUCUUUCUGUUCCAUAUGAAAUGGGUGGCAUGCCAAUGCGCGAUGCUGGUGUUGGGCAACCUAUGCCAGUACCAGCAUUGGCUACAGCUCUCGCAAAUGCAACGCCUGAACAGCAAAGGACGAUGCUUGGUGAAAGCUUAUACCCCCUAGUGGAACGGUUGGAGCGUGAUUCUGCAGCCAAGGUUACGGGGAUGCUUCUGGAAAUGGACCAAACUGAGGUUUUGCAUCUCCUCGAGUCACCAGAAGCUUUGAAGGCAAAAGUAGCCGAGGCCAUGGAGGUAUUGAGAAGUGUUGCUGCUCAGCAACAGGCCAACAAUCCAGCAGACCGAUUGGCUUCACUAUCCCUGAAUGAUAACCUUGUGUCCUGA
Molecule: messenger RNA, 1947 nt
Organism: Gossypium arboreum
Lineage: Eukaryota; Viridiplantae; Streptophyta; Magnoliopsida; Malvales; Malvaceae
Product: polyadenylate-binding protein 2-like
Exons: 9
Coding region: 1-1947 (648 amino acids)
Cellular component (GO): nucleus; cytosol; ribonucleoprotein complex
Molecular function (GO): poly(A) binding; poly(U) RNA binding; mRNA 3'-UTR binding
Source: RefSeq, a predicted model, not a curated record